This is a messenger RNA of Cynocephalus volans (Philippine flying lemur), 2799 nucleotides long. It is a transcript of the gene MSH4, whose product is annotated as mutS homolog 4. Gene Ontology annotation, molecular function: ATP-dependent DNA damage sensor activity; ATP binding; mismatched DNA binding. The coding region runs from base 1 to 2799 and encodes 932 amino acids. The record is from RefSeq and is a predicted model, not a curated record. NCBI's taxonomy places the organism in Eukaryota, Metazoa, Chordata, Mammalia, Dermoptera, Cynocephalidae. Gene Ontology annotation, cellular component: nucleus. The transcript is spliced from 20 exons. Gene Ontology annotation, biological process: mismatch repair; reciprocal meiotic recombination.
AUGCUGAGGCCUGAGAUUUCAUCAACCUCUCCUGCCCCUGUGGCUUCCCUUUCAUUGGGAGAGGCUCUCUCACAGGCUCCCCGCUACAAUUUCGGACUCCAGGAGACUCCUCAGAGCCACCCUUCAGUGCAGGCCUCUGCAUCGCCAGCUGCUGGCACGUCUGGAGCUGCAGCGGACCGGAGCAGCAGCAGCAGUCUCCCACGCCAUCUGUCAGGUUCCCGGCCAGCUCAAGGUUCAUACUUUGGAAACAAAAAAUCUUACGCAGAAAACACAGUUGCAUCAAAUUUUACUUUGGGUAUAAGCUCAUCUUCUGGGCAAGAUACUAAUUAUCCACAAAUACUUAAAACUCCAUUGUCUGCUGGAAAUCCCCAGAAAUCAGGCUACAAAAGUUGGACACCACAAAUGGGAUAUUCAGCUACAUGCUCAUCUGCAGUUUCUGCACACUCCCCAUCAGUUAUUGUAGCUGUGGUUGAAGGGAGAGGACUUGCCAGAGGUGAAAUAGGAAUGGCAAGUAUUGAUUUAAAAAGUCCACAAGUUAUAUUAUCCCAGUUUGCAGACAACACAACAUAUGCUAAGGUGAUCACUAAACUCAAAAUUUUGUCACCUUUGGAAAUAAUAAUGUCAAAUACUGCUUGUGUUGUGGGGAAUUCAACCAAAUUGUUUACUCUGAUCACAGAAAAUUUCAGGAGUGUUAAUUUCACUACUAUCCAAAGGAAAUACUUCAAUGAAACAAAAGGAUUAGAGUACAUUGAACAGUUAUGCAUAGCAGAAUUCAGCACUGUCCUAAUGGAAGUUCAGUCCAAGUAUUACUGCCUUGCAGCUGUUGCAGCUUUGUUAAAAUAUGUUGAAUUUAUUCAAAAUUUAGUUUAUGCACCAAAGUCGCUGAAGAUUUGUUUCCAGGGUAGUGAACAGACAGCCAUGAUAGAUUCAUCAUCAGCCCAAAACCUUGAAUUGUUAAUUAAUAAUCAAGACUGCAGGAGUAAUCAUACUCUCUUUGGUGUUCUAAAUUAUACUAAGACUCCUGGAGGAAGUAGACGACUUCGUGCUAAUAUAUUAGAACCUCUAAUUGAUAUUGAAACCAUUAACAUGAGAUUAGAUUGUGUUCAAGAACUACUUCAAGAUGAGGAACUCUUUUUUGGACUUCAAUCAGUUAUAUCAAGAUUUCUUGAUACAGAGCAGCUUCUUUCUGUUUUAGUCCAAAUUCCAAAGCAAGACACGGUUAAUGCAGCUGAAUCAAAGAUAACAAAUUUAAUAUACCUAAAACAUACCUUAGAACUUGUGGAUCCUUUAAAGAUUUCUCUGAAGAACUGUAACACACCUUUAUUAAGAGCUUACUACGGUUCCUUGGAAGACCAGAGGUUUGGAAUCAUACUUGAAAAGAUUAAAACAGUGAUUAAUGAUGAUGCAAGAUACAUGAAAGGAUGCCUGAAUAUGAGGACUCAGAAGUGCUAUGCAGUGAAGUCUAACAUAAAUGAAUUUCUUGACAUAGCUAGAAGAACAUACACAGAAAUUGUAGAUGACAUAGCAGGAAUGAUAGCACAGCUUGCAGAAAAAUAUAGUCUUCCUUUAAGGACAAGUUUUAGCUCUGCUCGAGGAUUUUUCAUCCAGAUGACUACAGAUUGUACAGCCCUACCCAGUGACCAGCUUCCUUCAGAAUUUAUUAAGAUUUCUAAAGUGAAAAAUUCUUACAGCUUUACAUCAGCAGAUUUAAUUAAAAUGAAUGAAAGAUGCCAAGAGUCUUUGCGAGAAAUCUAUCAUAUGACUUAUAUGGUAGUGUGCAAACUGCUUAGUGAGAUUUAUGAAUAUAUUCAUUGCUUAUAUAAACUAUCUGACACUGUGUCAAUGCUGGAUAUGCUGCUGUCAUUUGCUCAUGCUUGCACUCUUUCUGACUAUGUUCGGCCAGAGUUUACUGAUACUUUAGCAAUCAAACAAGGAUGGCAUCCUAUUCUUGAAAAAAUAUCUGUGGAAAAACCUGUUUCCAACAAUACCUAUAUUACAGAAGGGAGUAAUUUUUUGAUCAUAACUGGACCAAACAUGAGUGGGAAAUCCACAUAUUUAAAACAGAUUGCUCUUUGUCAGAUUAUGGCCCAGAUUGGAUCAUAUGUUCCAGCAGAAUAUUCUUCCUUUAGAAUUGCUAAACAAAUUUUUACAAGAAUCAGUACUGAUGAUGAUAUUGAAACAAAUUCAUCAACAUUUAUGAAGGAAAUGAAAGAGAUAGCAUAUAUUCUACAUAAUGCUAAUGACAAAUCACUCAUAUUAAUUGAUGAACUUGGCAGAGGUACCAAUACAGAGGAAGGUAUUGGCAUUUGUUAUGCUGUUUGUGAAUAUCUUCUGAGCUUAAAGGCAUUUACACUGUUUGCUACACAUUUUCUGGAACUGUGCCAUAUAGAUGUGUUGUAUCCUAAUGUAGAAAACAUGCAUUUUGAAGUUCAACAUGUAAAGAAUACCUCAAGAGACAAAGAAGCUAUUUUGUAUACCUACAAACUAUCUAAGGGACUCACAGAAGAAAAAAAUUAUGGAUUAAAAGCUGCAGAGGUGUCAUCACUUCCACCAUCAAUUGUCUUGGAUGCCAAAGAAAUCACAACUCAAAUUACAAGACAAAUUUUGCAAAACCAAAGGAGUACCCCUGAGCUGGAAAGACAGAGAGCUGUGUACCAUCUAGCCACUAGGCUUGUUCAAACUGCUCGAAAUUCUCGACUGGAUCCAGACAGUUUACGAACAUAUUUAAAUAAUCUCAAGAAGAAGUAUGAAGAAGAUUUUCCCAGGGCUGAGCAAGUUCCAGGAAAGACUGAAGAGUAA